This is a messenger RNA of Cryptomeria japonica (Japanese cedar), 519 nucleotides long. Its product is annotated as laccase-3-like. Bases 35 to 331 code for a protein of 98 amino acids. Lineage: Eukaryota; Viridiplantae; Streptophyta; Pinopsida; Cupressales; Cupressaceae. Gene Ontology annotation, molecular function: oxidoreductase activity; copper ion binding. The transcript is spliced from 2 exons. The record is from RefSeq and is a predicted model, not a curated record.
AGCAACGAAUAUCUUCCAGCCUGAUGACCAUCCAAUGCAUAUUCAUGGUUAUGAUUUUUAUGUUGUGGGAGAGGGAUUUGGUAACUACAAUGCUCGAAUAGAUCCUCUCACAUUCAAUUUGGUUGAUCCACCAGAACGGAAUACUGUGGGAGUUCCUGUUGGUGGGUGGACUGCUAUCAGAUUCAAAGCUGACAAUCCAGGUGUUUGGUUUGUGCACUGUCAUUUUGAUGAUCAUCUAACAUGGGGAUUGAAUAUGGUCUUCGUGGUGAAGAAUGGCCAUGGCAAUUUGGCAAGUUUGGAGAAGCCUCCUCCUAAACUCCCGAAAUGCUAGCUCCACAAACCAUGUCAUCUCAAUCAGUCAAUAGUAGUCUUUAAUUUCACCACCUUGUUAUAAGUAUUUUGCCAUGAGGCAAUAUUAUUGUAAUAACUAUUAUUUAACUAGUUAUUAAUAAUUGUAUUGGAUAACAAAUUAGAAAUUAGUAGUUUUUCUAUUGAAAAAUAUUAUUUUUUUAAAGUAAA